This is a messenger RNA of Rotaria sp. Silwood1, 324 nucleotides long. NCBI's taxonomy places the organism in Eukaryota, Metazoa, Rotifera, Eurotatoria, Philodinida, Philodinidae. The record is from the annotation of a GenBank genome assembly.
AUGUCCAUCACUAAUUUUGGUGUAUAUGAAUAUCCAUUAAAAUGUCGGGUCAGGGCUGCCAACCGUACCCAUUUUGGGGGGUACAUAUUUUGUACCCCAUUUCGUUUUUUAAGUCUGGAAUGUGAUAAAACACCAUAUCAAGGUCUAUAUGAAUAUCCAUUAAAAUGUCGAGUAAGUCUGUAUGAAUGUCCAUUACUAAUUCUGGUAAGUGUAUAUGAAUAUCCAUUAAAAUGUCAGGUAAGUCUAUACGAAUGUCCAUUACUAAUUCUGGGAAGUGUAUAUGAAUAUCGAUUACAAUUUCUGGUCUAUAUGAAUAACCAUUAA